UGCAUGCUAGGGUUUUGUCGAUCAAAUCGAAUUACGGGAGUGAGCUAAUGACCUAGCGAGAGCUAUAGACUGUAGUGGAACUUUAAAGUUUUACUUCCGCCUUUAAGUGAUUCCAAGUUUUCAGACGUCACAAAAGUUUGUCGGUUAUGGUUGGUAACAAGCGUUCGGUUCUUGGACAUUUGGUUUGAAGAGUAUCGUUGAACUGUAAAUUUUAUAGAGUAUAUGUGAAUUUUGAACAAAAUAUGGUUUCUGAAACCCUUGAAGUGAGUGGUGUGACAAAUGGAGAGGCUGAAAACAAUCUUCAGAAACAGAGUCAUGAAAUCUCAUGCCAAGGAUUUAAAAGAAGACGGGGAAAGUUGAUGUCCAAUGAAACCAGGGCCACUCAUUCGUGUAAUGGAAAUUCUAGUGAAGAAUGUAGACCAGGAAUAUCUAGCAGGGAUAUGAGUGAUCAUGAGGAACCUAACGAGCAGCAUGAUUUUUUUCCUAAAAAGGCAAGGAUUUCAAGAGAAAUUAUUUUUCAAGAUUCCAACCAUGAUGAAGACCCCUUUUACGAUGAUGAUGAUGACGAUGACAAUGACAGUGACUGGGAGCCUGUUCAGAAGCAUGUGGAAAUUGCAAAGUGGUUUUGCACCAAUUGUACAAUGCUCAACCUUGAUGAUGUUGUACAUUGUGAUAUUUGUGGGGAACAUAAAGAAUCUGGUAUCCUGAGGCAUGGAUAUUUUGCAUCACCAUUUUUACAAGAUGCACAACUUAGUCAGGUUGAAUUGGAACUUGACGGGAAAUACAAAGAAUUUCACUCAGGAAAUUCAGCUUCAGGCUGUUCCACUGCAAUAGGUUUUGAUGAGAGAAUGUUACUACACUCAGAAGUUGAAAUGAAGUCACGACCACAUCCAGAAAGACCUGAUCGCCUUCGAGUUAUUGCUGCUAGCCUUGCUACUGCUGGUAUAUUUCCAGGAAGAUGCUAUCCUGUUUCUGCUAGGGAAAUCACACAAGAAGAGCUUAGGAUGGUUCAUUCUGUAGAGCAUGUUGAAGCUGUAGAAAUCACAGGUCAACUUCAUUCUAGCUAUUUCACUCCUGACACAUAUGCUAAUGAGCAUUCAGCACGUGCUGCUAGACUUGCAGCGGGCUUGUGUGCUGAGCUUGCUUCAGAAAUUUUCUCAGGACGUGCCAAAAAUGGUUUUGCUUUGGUACGGCCGCCUGGUCAUCAUGCUGGUGUCAGACAAGCUAUGGGUUUUUGCCUCCACAAUAAUGCAGCAAUUGCGGCAUUAGCAGCUCAGAUUGCUGGGGCAAAGAAGGUGCUCAUUGUUGAUUGGGAUGUUCAUCAUGGAAAUGGCACUCAAGAAAUUUUUGAGCAGAACAAAUCGGUGUUGUAUAUAUCCUUGCAUAGACAUGAGCAUGGAAGGUUCUAUCCUGGUACUGGAGCUGUUGAUGAGGUUGGUACAAAAGGUGCCGAAGGGUACUGUGUGAAUGUUCCGUGGAGUCGGGGAGGAAUUGGGGAUAACGAUUAUAUUUUUGCUUUUCAGCAUGUUGUGCUUCCUAUAGCUUCAGAGUUUGCUCCUGACUUUACCAUCAUAUCAGCAGGGUUUGAUGCUGCAAGGGGUGACCCUUUGGGAUGCUGUGAUGUAACUCCUGCUGGUUAUGCACAGAUGACACAAAUGUUAACGGCUCUAUCUGGUGGAAAAUUACUUGUUAUUCUUGAGGGCGGCUACAAUCUCCGUUCAAUAUCAUCUUCUGCUGCAGCGGUGAUUAAGGUACUGCUUGGUGAAAGUCCUGGAUAUGAAGUUCAGAAUAAUCCGCCAUCCAAAGCUGGCUUCCAAGCUGUUAUGGAUGUCCUCAAAAUUCAGAUUAGCUUCUGGCCUACUCUGGAAUCAAGCUUAACGAGGUUGCAAUCAGAAUGGGGAGCAUAUUCUACUGAAUACAAAAAGAAACAAAUCAAAAAGAGGCUGCGACUUGAGGCUCCCAUAUGGGCACCAAUAUGGUGGAAAUGGGGAAGGAAAAGAUUUUUGUAUCAGUUUCUUUGUGGCCGUCUUAGUGUGAAAAGGGAGUUUUGAAUAUCUGAGGAACUGUAUUUUCUUUUGAUCUUAUCCGAUCUUCAAUUUUGCUCACCCUCACCCUUAUAUUCUGAUCACUGCGAUGACUGCAUUUUCCCACCACGGUCUGAUGUUUAAAUGGCAUGAUGUAUAAUGGUGCAACAGACAUGGAUCUAGGCUGUGUAGUUUCUCCUCACCUGACUCCUGGGUGGUAGAAUAGGCUUUUGCAUAUUUUGACUUGAGGAGGCUUGAAAAUGAAAUGCUAAUAUCCUCUUGUUUCUGGUUUACAGCAUUGAUGGCACAAA
Molecule: messenger RNA, 2335 nt
Organism: Carica papaya (papaya)
Lineage: Eukaryota; Viridiplantae; Streptophyta; Magnoliopsida; Brassicales; Caricaceae
Source: RefSeq, a predicted model, not a curated record